AUGAAGGAUGACAUGCAGGCUAAGAACAAGGAGUUUAAAAAGAACAUAUUUUCCAAUCCGAGGCAGAGCCGAAAAGAGCAGCAGGAGAAAGAUGGAGCUAAGAAACAAGACCUGACACAGCUGGAAGACAUAAACAAGGAGAAAGUACAAGACCAUGUAAGUUCCCAGAGUACGUCCCAGGAUUACAGCCGGACCAGCCCAACCAGUCAGGACUGGGACACGGGACGCAUCAUAGUGGAGGAGGUCGAUCUGAAGGGAACAUAUGUCCGUCUCAGCAACAAGUCCAAUCAGGACCAACCACUGGGAGAAUGGGAAUUACAUUUACAUGUCAACAACAGAAAACCUAUCAAAUACAAAUUCAAGAACACAUCUAAACUCGAGGCUGGAAAGACUGUCACUAUCUGGGAUCGAGAGAGCGGUGUAAAGCCUGACAACGCCAACCUGGUGUGGUCUACCAAAACCUCCUGGGGCACCAGAGAACAUCUGCUGGUCUACCUCUACAGCAAAACUGGAGAGCUAGAGGCAAGCAAAAUGUUUCAGCUUGGGGACUCUCAGAACCAGCAGGAGAAUGACACCUGUGUGACCAGUCAGGACUCAGACAGAGGACACAUCAUGGUGGAUGAGGUCGACCCGGAGGGCAAAUAUGUCCGUCUCUGCAACAAGUCCAGAACGGAUCAACAAAUGAAAGACUGGGAAUUAUAUUUACACGUCAACAACAAAAAACCCAUCAUUUACACAUUUCGUAACUUAUUGAAACUCAAGGCUGGAAAAACUAUCAAGAUCUGGGCUUCAGGUUGUGGUGUCAAUAAUGAUACCUCCACUGACCUGGUGUGGAGGAACCAGAACCCCUGGGGCACUGGACAACAGCUGCUGGUCUCUCUCUACAGCAAGACUGGAGAGCUAGAGGCGCGCAAAAUUUCAGAGGGGCGCAUCAUUGUGAAUGAGGUCGACCCGGAGGGCAAAUAUGUCCGUCUCACCAAUAAGUCCAACAAGGACAAACCACUGGAAGGCUGGGAAUUACAUUUACAGAUCAACAACAGAAAACCCAGCAUGUUCAGAUUUUUCUAUUCAUUCAUACUCACGGCUGGAGAGACUGUCACUAUCUGGGCUUCAGGUUGCCGUAUCAAUAAUGAUACCUCCACUGACCUGGAGUGGAGGAACCAGAAACCCUGGGGCACUGGAGAACAUCUGCUGGUCUCUCUCUACAGCUUCAAUGGAGAGCUGGAGGCAAGCACAAGUCCUGAACCUGAGAAGUCCCAGGAGCAGCUCAGUCACCAGACCAAUCAGGACUCAGCAAAGGGACACGUCAUCGUGGAUGAAGUCGACCCAGAGGGCAAAUAUGUCCGUCUUCAAAACACACGCACCGAGGUAAUGUUGUUAAUGUGUGGAUGAACACUGUGUGAUUACUAUGUGACAGAGAUAGUAUGUUUUAUAGCUCUCCAUUAACUAAGUGUGUCCAGUAGUUUUCUAAAUGG
Etheostoma spectabile (orangethroat darter) is the source of this 1475-nucleotide messenger RNA. Its product is annotated as lamin-L(I). Bases 1 to 1392 code for a protein of 463 amino acids. Gene Ontology annotation, biological process: heterochromatin formation; protein localization to nuclear envelope; nuclear pore localization. The record is from RefSeq and is a predicted model, not a curated record. Gene Ontology annotation, cellular component: nuclear envelope; nuclear lamina. NCBI's taxonomy places the organism in Eukaryota, Metazoa, Chordata, Actinopteri, Perciformes, Percidae. The transcript is spliced from 12 exons. Gene Ontology annotation, molecular function: structural constituent of cytoskeleton.